Messenger RNA from Didymodactylos carnosus, 333 nucleotides. Lineage: Eukaryota; Metazoa; Rotifera; Eurotatoria; Philodinida; Philodinidae. The record is from the annotation of a GenBank genome assembly.
AUGUUUGUGGUAAUGAUGAUGGUAUUUAUAGACGAGUGUUUUGGUGAGAAGAGUGGAUGUAAUGUGGAUGAAGAGUGUUUUGGUGAAAAGCGCGGAUGGAAUGGACAGGUUUGUAUUAAUGAUGCUGAGGUGAUAUGUGUAGAAGAGGGUUUUGGUGAGAAGAGUGGAUGGGAUGUAGUUGUUUGUAUUAACGAUGAUGAGGUGAUAUCUACCGAAGGGUGUUUUGGUGAGAAGAGUGGAUGGGAUGUAGAUGUUUGUGGUGAUGAUGAUGAGGCGAUAUUUAUAGAAGAGCGUUUUGUGGGAAGAGUGGAUGAUAUGGAGUUGUUAAGCUAA